Molecule: messenger RNA, 1479 nt
Organism: Chlorella variabilis
Lineage: Eukaryota; Viridiplantae; Chlorophyta; Trebouxiophyceae; Chlorellales; Chlorellaceae
Exons: 7
Biological process (GO): amino acid transport; transmembrane transport
Cellular component (GO): plasma membrane
Molecular function (GO): amino acid transmembrane transporter activity
Source: RefSeq, a predicted model, not a curated record
CUGGAGGAGCACCGCCAGCGUUCCGGCACCAAUGAGCUCCCCAAACUGCUGGGGUCCUGGGACUUGGUGUUCAUUGGCAUAGGCUCCAUCAUCGGCGCAGGCGUGUUCGUGCUGUCGGGCGUCGCCGCCAACGAGCUCGCCGGCCCCGCGGUGAUUGUGUCGUACCUUGUGGCGGGCGUGGCGGCCCUGCUGUCCGCGCUGUGCUACGCUGAGAUGGCGGUGUCGCUGCCCAUAGCAGGCGGCGCCUUCAACUACAUCUGCAUCACCUUUGGGGAGCUGGCGGCCUGGACGGUCGCCUGGAACAUGUGCCUGGAGAUCACGCUGUCGGCGGCGGCGGUGGCACGCGGCUUCGCCUCCUACCUCGCCACCCUGUUUGGCCUGGCCCCCUCGGCCCUGCGCGUGUCGGUGGGCCCGGUGCAGCUGGACCCUGCGGCGGUGCUGCUCAUUGCGCUGCUGACCGCCAUCUUGAUCAAGGGCACCCGCGAGAGCAGUCUGUUCAACAUAGUCGUGUCGGCGCUGAACCUGGCCAGUAUCAUGUUUGUGCUGUGCGCCGGCUUCCCCAAGGCCCAGCCAAGCAACCUGUACGACCACGGCUUUGCGCCCUACGGAGCAACGGGCGUGCUGUCUGGCGCUGCCGUGGUGUUCUUUGCCUUCAUUGUGGCCAACGCGGCCGAGGAGGCCAAGGACCCCGCCGCCGACAUCCCGAUGGGCAUCGUGGGCUCCCUGGGCAUCGCCACCCUGCUGUACGUGCUGAUGGCGCUGUGCAUCGUGAUGAUGGUGCCGUACCAGCAGAUCGACGUGAACGCCCCCUUCUCCGCCGCAUUCCUGGCGCACAGCAUGACGUGGGCGGCGCGGGUGGUGUCGCUGGGCGCGGUGCUGGGAAUCGUGACGUCCGUUAUGACUGGCCUGCUGGGCCAGUCGCGCCUGCUGGUGGUGCUGGGGCGCGAGCGCCUGCUGCCCGCCCGCCUGGCCGCCAUCAGCGAGCGCACGGGCACCCCCAUCCAGGCGACCCUGCUGACGGGCGCCAUGGCGGCGGCCCUCGCAUUCGUGCUGGACAUCGGGGUGCUGGCGGAGCUCGUCUCCAUCGGCACGCUCUACGUCUUCUUCACCGUGUGCGCGGGAGUGCUGUACAUGCGCUUCCACCAGCGCGACAGCGGCUCCAGCCCCGUCCCCGUGCUGGCCGCGCUGGCGGGCCUGGUGGUCACGGCCCUGGGCUUCAGCCUCUCCUUCACCUUCUCCGCCCCCUGGGCCGCUGUGGCGGCCUUCCUGGGUCUGUUCCUCGCCAUCAUGGCAUCCCUGAAGCUGCUGCCCGUGCAGCACGUGCCCCAGCGCUUCCAGGUCCCGCUGUUCCCCUUCACCCCCGCCCUGGGCAUCCUCUUCACCAUCUACCUCGUCUGCAGCCUGGGCUGGCCCGCCUACGUGCGCUUCGGCGCCUGGAUGGUGGCGGGGCUGGCGGUGUACGCCCUGUACGGGGUGCAC